Scophthalmus maximus (turbot) is the source of this 2963-nucleotide messenger RNA. RefSeq names its product mitochondria localized glutamic acid rich protein a (gene mgarpa). Gene Ontology annotation, cellular component: mitochondrion. The transcript is spliced from 8 exons. Gene Ontology annotation, biological process: anterograde axonal transport. NCBI's taxonomy places the organism in Eukaryota, Metazoa, Chordata, Actinopteri, Pleuronectiformes, Scophthalmidae. The coding region runs from base 116 to 1687 and encodes 523 amino acids. The record is from RefSeq and is a predicted model, not a curated record.
UCCUCCGGCCCCGCCCCCUCUGACGCCCUCCCAGCGAGCAGGCACGCCAGCGCCUCGCCCGGCCUCGCGUGCUGAAAGCUGCAGUGCUCUCACCGUGUCCCUUCACACAGCAGCGAUGUUCUCCUGCAGAGCGGCCUGGCAGAGGUGCGGACCCUUCGCACGGAGAGCAGCCUACGGGCUGCCCCGCGACGUUGUGCAGCGACGGUCAAUGUCCUCACUCCCUGGAGGCUCUGGGGAGAACAUAGUCUACGCCCUACUGUGUGGUGGAGCGUUUGUCGCUUCUGUGGCAUAUACCUACAGCACUGUGUCUUCAGACGCAGCCAGGUACAAUGACCGUCUCACGGAAAUCAACGCCAGACCCAAGACGGAGUGGGUACCUAAACCGUGGCCACCUAAGAGUAAGGAUGAUGAAGAGGGUGGAGAGGAGGAGGAGGAGGCAGCGGCAGUAGAGGAGGCAGCCGAUGGAGAGGCCGAGGUCGGGGAAACGGAGGCAGCUGCUGACAGCGAGCUGGAGGUCGUUGUGGAGGAAGUUGCCCAGGUAGUUGCAGAGGCCGCUGAAGCUGUGGCGGAGGUGGCGGAGGGCGUCGCAGAGGCCGCGCAGGAGGUGGAGAGCGUCGCAGAAGAAGUAGCCCAUGUGGCCGAAACUAUCGAGGAGGCCGCCGAGGCUGUCGCGGAACCGCCCCCUGUCGCUGCUGAGGACCCGGAAAGCAACGUGCUGCCGGCAGUUGCCUCUUGUGUAGAAGUACUGAAGACAGCUGAGGUAACGGACGAGUUGGCGCCAACUGAUGUUGAGGUCACACCCACUGAGGAGCCCCCAGCACCAGUAGAAGUACAGACUGUUGAUGAAAUCACUGCAGUUGAGGAGGCCACUAAACUGACAGAAGAGGCCCCUGCACCUGUGGUUGAGGAGGCUGCACCAGUGGUUGAAGAGGCCCCUGCACCAGUGGAGACUGCACCUGUGGAAGAGGAGUCUGCACCAGUGGUUGAGGAGGCCCCUGCACCAGUGGAGGCUGCACCAGUGGUUGAGGAGGCCCCUGCACCAGUGGAGGCUGCACCAGUGGUUGAGGAGGCCCCUGCAACAGUGGAGGUUGCACCAGUGGUUGAGGAGGCCCCUGCACCAGUGGAGGCUGCACCAGUGAUUGAGGAGGCCCCUGCACCAGUGGAAGCUGCACCAGUGGUUGAGGAGGCCCCUGCACCAGUGGAAGCUGCACCAGUGGUUGAGGAGGCCCCUGCACCAGUGGAAGCUGCACCAGUGGUUGAAGAGGCCCCUGCCCCAGUGUUUGAGGAGGCCCUGACACAAGUAGAGGCUGCCCCAGUUGUAGAAACCCCAACACCAGUAGAUGCUGUGCCAGUAGAAGAAACCUUGGCACUGGUUGUGGAGGCUCCUGCACCAGUGGAACCUGAAGUUCCCACGGCUCUAGAUGAGGAACCAGUCACUACCACAGCUGUAGAAGAAGUUGCAGUAGCCAGUGCUGUGGUGGAAGAAGCUGCCACUGCCGCCCCUGUGGAGUCCGUGGCUGAAGAGCCCAAGAAAGAGUACAUUGUUGUUGUACUGGAAGGAGCUCCUAAAGCAGAGAAGAGGCCAAAGGUGCUGGGAGUCGGGCCCAUGACUGGUAGAAUCAUCCCAGCUCCAGAUGAUGAUGCCUCUGAGGGUAGGCGACGUCUUCUUAGGAUGCAAAUGCAGUAGUUCCACUGAAGUAAACAGCUCCUGAAUGAUGACUAUCCCUCGUCCAGAAGAAGAGGAUGUGCCUUGGUCCAACACGUUCCCGUCGACCUUUUACUCAGAAACCCAAGGACCUGAUGUCACCGUUUCAAGACACACACAAGAGACGAUGUUUAGAUCAACGUGUUUCGUGGAAAAAGCCAUUCAUCUUCAUUAGCAGUGGUACAUCGCUGCGACACUCCACACCUAAAGAUGCUGAGGGGCCCAGUCAGUAGGUUCAAUAGAUCCCUGCUUGAUCUUCCUUCAGUAACCCCCUCUUGUAACUUCUGUGAACAUGUAGGUCUGUUCACAGAUGUGGACAUAACUGAGCCAUUCAAUCUCCCCCCUUUUUCUGAAUGUUACAGUUUAUUCCUUCAAACAUCCAGUGGAAAACCUUAGUUCUCGCAACCACUCCCUGUUAAGCGAAUCGCUGGCCAUCUCUUCCAGUGAGACACCAGCAGUCUUCACUCGACCUCAGGUCUUCCCUCUGCCUCUUUAGUUGGGAAAAUGAACCGCUGGAAACACCUGCUGUAGAUUCAGAUACUAUAAUGCAUGUGCAGAGUAGCUAUUACCUCAGUGUUCCUCAGUCUUUGAAAUGACACUACAGACCUCUCUAUCCCAGUGUUACGUGACUUUGUCCCUUCUGUCUUGUUGUAGAUUACCUGGUGACUUAACAUUGAGUGUGCAAUUUGACAUGUUACUUUUGCUUCCCCCUGUCCUUCCCUCACUGAAGCCUGGUGCUUGGCUCAAAUUCAAACUGUACUGUCAGUCCUUGCGGUCCUGUCCCUUCUGAGUCAGCAUUCUGGCAGUCAGGCCUGACUGGAUGUGUCCUUGAACGGCUUGCAGCAAGUACGAACAGUCAUGAUACAGAUGGGCUCGUGUGGCAUGAAACAUGUUUUGCGUUUGGGAAGUGUUGCAGUAUGUCUGAAGACAAGUCCCCAGUGUGAAAUGCUCUGACAGCUCUGUCCUAUGGGUCUCUCUUCUUUGAUUUCCUAUUCCACGUUUUCUCUCCUCUACUAUUGCAUUUCUGCUUUACAUUUGUGAAACUGACAUGAGAUGAUUGAAGGAAGAAUUGAACAUGAGUGUUCGUACAUAUUUUAAAAAUGGAAAUGAGUUUAAGAAUGUUACAAUGUCUGUUCUGGACAUUCACAGGCAGAUUUCUACAUGAUGUGACUGGAAGCUUUUGAUUGAGCAAAGGGCAAUAACUAUCUGAGACAUUACCGGUUUUCUUGUUUACUAAAUAAAAAGGGAUUAAAUAUUU